This is a messenger RNA of Paramecium pentaurelia, 342 nucleotides long. Lineage: Eukaryota; Ciliophora; Oligohymenophorea; Peniculida; Parameciidae. The record is from the annotation of a GenBank genome assembly.
AAUGGGAGCAGCUAUUGCAGUAAGAAAUAGACAUUGGUGGUUCAGAGGAUUGUAUGAUGAUUAUAUUGGAAGAGAAACAAGACUUUCAUUUGGUUUAGCAGCAAUUAUUUGGAUUCCUCAUUAUGUGUAUGAAGGAUUAUAUCAAAUUUAGUUAUGGAGUUUAUUUGAAUAGAACAGUUGAAACAAAUACAUCCCAUAAGAUUUAUUCAAUGGAAGUUGGACCUUCAAGAAAUAGGUUAACACAUUCAAUGAUCUUUGAGUAAUUUGAAAUGGUAUUGGAAAAUUGGGAAGAACUCAAUAAAGAGUAUGCAGAGAAAGGGAAGAAGAUGCUUGAAGAAUGAU